This is a messenger RNA of Asterias rubens (European starfish), 4129 nucleotides long. Its product is annotated as programmed cell death 6-interacting protein-like. The coding region runs from base 19 to 2685 and encodes 888 amino acids. Gene Ontology annotation, biological process: mitotic cytokinesis. Lineage: Eukaryota; Metazoa; Echinodermata; Asteroidea; Forcipulatida; Asteriidae. The transcript is spliced from 14 exons. The record is from RefSeq and is a predicted model, not a curated record. Gene Ontology annotation, cellular component: endosome. Gene Ontology annotation, molecular function: protein binding.
UGCUGUAGACAUACAAAAAUGGCAACGAUGCUCGCCGUUCCGCUGAAAAACAGCGCAGAAUUGGACCUUGUUCGUCCUUUGAAAAACUUCAUCAAGAAUACCUUCGGAGAUGAAGGAAGUGACGAUUACUCAAGUCAGUUGGAUGAGCUCCAUAGACUCCGGAACAACGCGGUGUGCAGAAAACUUGACAAACACAAUACUUCUCUGGAAACGCUCGCAAGAUACUACGAUCAACUGAAGGCCAUAGAAAAUAAACUACCAAUCUCUGAAAGCCAUGUUUCUGUAACGUUCACAUGGCAAGAUGCGUUCGAUAAGGGAUCCUUCUUUGGGGGUGGCCGAAAGCAGAGUGGAUCAACAGGGAGCUAUGAGAUGGUAUGUGUACUAUUCAACAUCGCUGCCAUGAACAGUCAGAUAGCCGCUCUACAGAGCUCAGAGGACGACGACUCCCUUAAGACAGCGGCCAAACAGUUCCAGCAAGCAGCGGGUAUUUUCAACUAUCUCAAAGACACUGUGGUCUCCAGCGUGCAGAGCAUUCGUACCUUUGAUAUACACCCAGAUUGCCUGGCGGCUCUGGGGGCACUCAUGUUGGCUCAAGCCCAAGACACCUUCUUCAAGAAAGCUCGACAGGAUAAGAUGAAGAAUGGAGUCAUCGCCAAGAUUGCAAUGACGGCGAGCGAGGAGUACGCCGAGGCCUUGAAACUCUGCCAGGUGUCCUACAUCAAGGAGAUCCUUCCCAAGGAAUGGAUUCCUAUCGUGGCCGGGAAACAAGCCUUCAUGCAUGCCACGGCCGAGUACUAUCAGUCCAUGGUGUGUCAAAAUGCAAAGAAUUAUGGUGAGGAGAUUGGCAGGCUGAACCAUGCCAUUGAGCUCUUACAGUCAGCCACUCACCGUGGAGGCCAGCACGUCAACUUCAAGUCAACGACAGAGAAGGUCCAGCGUGCCCUCGCUGCCGCCAAGAAAGACAAUGACUUCAUCUAUCAUGACAUCGUACCAGAGAUUGCCAAUCUCAAGUCUAUUGGUUCCGCUCCCAUCGCUAAACCUCUGGAAAUUCCAUCACCAUUGUAUCUCAAAUUCUCAGAUCUUUUUGAGAAACUGGUUCCUUUAGCUGUUCACAACGCACUGGAUGCGUUUGAGUCUCGGAAAAAUGAUAUAAUAAGCGGAGAGUUUAGCAAGCUACGUGAGAGCACACAACUCAUGGAUAGUGUUCUGGCGUCGUUGAAUCUGCCAGCAUCUAUAGAAGAUAUGGGUGGGUCGACGGUCCCACCUUCUGUCUUGCAGAAGUCCACCGCAGUACGUGAGAAGGGAGGCAUAGCCAGCAUUGAUAAACUCUUUAAUGAUAUGCCAGAUCUGCUGAAGAGGAACACAGAAAUCCUUAACGAGUCAUUACGUCUACUGGACGAGGAAAGCAAAAGCGAUGACGAGAUGAGAGAACGAUUCAAGGAGCGAUGGACCCGUCUCCAGUCAGGACAAUUAACGACCCCACUACGUACAGAAUCCUCAAAGUAUCGUACCAUCCUUAAUAAUGCUAUACAGGCCGAUGGUGUCGUCAGAGAGAAGUACAAUGUCAACAGGGAGUUCAUUGUCAUUCUGUCCAAGGACCAGAAGGAUUUAGGUGUCGCCCUGCCUGCAGCAAGUGCUGCAGCAGCACUCAAGGACAACCCGGCUGUUCAGUCACUGCGGAGUCUCAUGAAGCAAGUGGAGUCCAUCAAAGCGGAACGUGAAGUCACCGAGGCGGAACUCAAAAACACCAAGUGUGACAUGACAUCAAAAUUCCUCGGUGCCUUGGCAUCCGACGGAGCAAUUGAUGAGGAGUCCAUCUCGGUUGGGGAUUUGGAUCGUAUGUUCUCUCCGCUCAUCCAACAAGUCCAAGAAAGCAUUCACAGACAGGAAGUCUUGCUCAAUAAUGUCCAGGAUGCCAACACCCGUUUCUGUACAGCCAAGCAGUCCAACACAUCGGCCAGUAACCGUGAAGAGGUUCUAUGUAAGCUGGCUGCUGCUCAUAAUGCCUACAUGGAACUCACUGCAAACCUCACAGAAGGAACUAAGUUCUACAACGACCUGACCCAGGUGCUGGUCCGGUUCCAAGGAAAGGUCAGCGACCUCUGCUUUGCUCGCAGGACGGAAAAGGAGGAGCUCCUUAGGGACCUGACUCAGAGUAUCGCCAACCAGCCGUCAUCUCCUCCCCCUGUCACCCCAGCGCAUCACACUCAAGGAACAGCUGCGAGACAACCACCACCACGCCCAAACCAACCCCCGACCCGCCCUCAAGCCCCUCCUUCACAACCUCCUCCAGCACAAGCCCCUCCUGCACAAGCCCCUCGCCCCCAAGCCCCUCCAUCUAGUGCUCCUCCUCAAUAUCCCCAAGGCACCCCACAAUCCACAUACGCCCCUGGGUACCAACCCACGCCUAGUUACGCCCCUGCUGGGGGAUUCGCCCCCAUGCCUACUCCCUAUAACCCAUACGCAGCCCCUCAGCAGCCCCAGGGAUUCGGCAACCCGUAUCAACAACAGCCCGGCGGGCAGUAUCAGCAGCCCCCUCCUCAACAAGGUGGGUAUCCACAACAGCCUGGUUAUCCACAACAGGCCGGGUAUCCACAACAGCCUGGAUAUCCACAGCAAGGUGGAUAUCCACAACAUCCAUCAGCUCCUCAACAACCAGGCUACAACCAAUAUCAGCAACGGUAAACUAGUGACAGAUACACUGUCGUUGGUAUCAACAACAGGCCGGGUAUCCACAACAAGGUGGAUAUCCACUACAGCCAUCAGCUCCUCAGCAACCAGGCUACAACCAAUAUCAGCAACGGUAAACAGUAGUGACCGAUACACUGUCGUUGGUAUCAACAACAGCUUGGUUAUCCACAAUAGGCCAGGUAUCCACAACAGCCUGGAUAUCCACAACAAGGUGGAUAUCCACAAUAGCGAUCAGCUCCUCAGCAACCAGACUACAACCAAUAUCAGCAACGGUAAACAGUAGUGACCGAUACACUGUCGUUGGUAUCAACAACAGCCCGGAUAUCCACAACAGCCCAGAUAUCCACAACAAGGUGGCUUUCCAAAGCCACCAGCUCCUCAGCAACCAGGCUACAACCAAUAUCAGCAAUGAUAAGCAUGCAGUAACGAUACGCUGUCAGUGGUUUAUGAUUCCCUUGAUGUAUGACGCUGCCAGUGUAAGUCUCGGAUUGACUAAUUUCCUGUUGAAUUAUUAGCCACAACCUUUUUUCUCAAAGGGCCUUUGGUGUUGACCAUCAUUUUGUUGGUUACUUGAAAUCAAACACUGCUUUUCAAUUGGAAGCUUUUGGCUGUGGCUACAUACAUGUAUACUUCAAACGUUGGAAAGAUUGCAAAAUUGGAUAUGGACAAUUCCCAAAUUUGGUUGGUUUGAUUGACUUCACCCCAGCAAUGUUUAAUGAUUUGUCGAAACACGGAGUUCAAGACUGACCAGAAUACUAAUGGACUUUGUAGAUAUCAUGUUUUAUUAAUUAAUUAUUGCCAUGCGGCUUCAAAAAGCAAGCAAAAUUCCUCAUAAGGUGUGUGAGGAUGGUACUGUUUUUAUCAGAGAUAUUUGACCUCGGAUACUUGUCCAAACUUGCUUAUUGUUCAUGAAACACUAGGAUUAAUCCUAUGUCAAGUUAGGAUUGGUUCAAUGCGCCCUGACUUGCAAGUUUGUCAUGGCGGGCGCUACUGGUGCGGGUCGACCGAGCUGUGCAUGAAAGGUAAAUGAGAAACGCUAUGGUUACAGAACUUAACUCGUGCUAAGGUUAAUCCUAAGUUAGGAAGCCUAAGGAGUAGUUGCUCAAUUGAGAUGCAGUAUUAAUUAGGCUGGGUUUAAACUUGGGGUUGCAGCCUUGGCUGUUCCUAAGGACGUCCUACACUUCAGUAUGUGUUAACAUGGUGAUCUAGCCACAGCCGCAGCCGCAACCUCAGUGGCUUAUUCAGAAAUCAACUUAAACACCCAUACAAAUUCUGUUUUAUAACAUGCUUUAUUAGGGGCAGAGGGUACCCCCACUAAAUGUUUUCAGAACACACCAUUUUCCUAUUGUACAGAAGUACCCCCACUCCUUAAAGGCAGUGGACACUAUUGGUAAUUACUCAAAAUAAUUAUUAACUAAAACCUUACUUGGUAACGAGU